AUGGGUCUCCUUGACGAAGUCAAACUACCCGUCGGUGUCAUCUAUGGCGACGAUGUGUUGAAGCUCUUUACCUACGCCCGCGAGAAGGGAUUCGCCAUCCCGGCCGUCAACGUCACUUCUUCCAGCACCGUCGUCGGUGCUCUCGAAGCCGCCCGCGAUGCCAAGGCUCCCAUCAUUUUGCAGACCAGCCAAGGCGGCGCCGCCUACUUCGCCGGCAAGGGCAUCAAGAACAGCGCCGACAAGCAGGAGGCUUCUGUCGGCGGUGCCAUCGCCGCUGCCCACUACAUCCGUGCCGUCGCUCCUCUCUACGGCAUUCCCGUCGUCCUCCACACCGACCACUGCGCCAAGAAGCUCCUCCCUUGGCUCGAUGGCAUGAUCGACGAGGACGAGAAGUUCUUCAAGCAGAACGGCGUCCCCCUGUUCUCUUCCCACAUGAUUGACCUGGAACCUGUCCAGGAAAACAUCGAUACCUGCGUCUCCUAUCUCAAGCGCAUGGCUCCCAUGAAGCAGUGGCUAGAGAUGGAAAUCGGCAUCACCGGUGGUGAGGAAGACGGUGUUGACAACAGCGGCGUCGACAAUGCCUCGCUCUACACCCAGCCUGAGGAUAUCUGGCAAAUCGAACAAGCUUUCCGCCCGAUCUCCAAGUACUUCUCGAUUGCUGCAGGUUUCGGCAACGUCCACGGUGUCUACGCCCCCGGUAACGUCCGUCUGCACCCCGAGCUUCUCGGCAAGCACCAGGAGUAUGUCUCGAAGCAGCUAGGCGGCACCGACAAGAAGCCAGUCUUCUUUGUCUUCCACGGCGGUUCCGGUUCCAGCAAGCAGGAGUACCUUGACGCCAUUGGUCACGGUGUUAUCAAGGUCAACGUCGACACUGACCUGCAGUGGGCGUAUCUGACCGGUAUCCGUGACUACGUUACCAAGAACAUUGACUACCUCAGGACCCAGGUCGGCAACCCCGAGGGUGCCGAUAAGCCCAACAAGAAGAAGUACGACCCGAGAGUCUGGGUUCGUGAGGGUGAGAAGACCAUGUCGGCUCGUGUCAACGAAUGCCUCCAGGACUUCAAGACUGCCGGCACAGUCUAA
Dichotomopilus funicola is the source of this 1083-nucleotide messenger RNA. RefSeq lists its product as uncharacterized. Gene Ontology annotation, molecular function: zinc ion binding; fructose-bisphosphate aldolase activity. Bases 1 to 1083 code for a protein of 360 amino acids. Lineage: Eukaryota; Fungi; Ascomycota; Sordariomycetes; Sordariales; Chaetomiaceae. The record is from RefSeq and is a predicted model, not a curated record. Gene Ontology annotation, cellular component: cytosol. The transcript is spliced from 15 exons. Gene Ontology annotation, biological process: gluconeogenesis; glycolytic process.